AGGCCGCAGUUAGUUGUUUGCCAGGUGAAAACAGGAACCUGGUGCGACUUGGGUGGGGGAGGGAUGGAGAGAGAGGGAGCUCAGGGGUUAGUUGAACCAGACUAGGUAAGGGACAGCUGACGGGGAUCCCAGCAAGAAAGUGUGAGUGGGGGAAGCAGAGGAAGAGGUGAGAUGCAACUUGGAGGUGAGUCCAAAGCCCCAGAUUUUACCAGCCACUUAAUUUUCAGUGAAGAAUUAACUCACUUAAGCAAUUUGUGUAUAAAUAUAUUCCCCUCCAAAAAUGAUUUGUGGCUCUGCUUGUUCUUCUCUGCCCCUAGUGGGGGAAAAAAGUGUUCAAUAAACCUUUUUACACCAAGGCCAGUAUGUUUUUAACUUGAAAUGCUGCGUUUGCCUUCUGUGUCACAUUGCCUAAUUGAAUUAAUUCCCUCUUGAGGAAAUAUUGUCCUAAGCAGCAGUACCUGGCAUUGUUGCCUCCUCUGCCUGCUGAUCUUUAAAAUAAGUACAGGCUGCAUGUGACAACUUGGCUAUUGAACAGCCAUGGGUGUCAUAGGUGAUAAGGCUCUUCAAGCUCAUUCUGAUCACGAAAGUGUUGCACUACUUUUAUUGUGCCCCUGAAAUGCAUUUGUCGCAGUGAGUGACUGAAUUGGAGUUCCUGUCCGAAGCGUUUUGCAACUUACCCAAGGCACCACAACUUCCUGAUAAACUGAAUUGCAAGUUGAAGUAAAGCAAUGUGGAGACAAUGAAGAAAGCAAGUCCUGAUGUUCCACAUGCAGGAUGGGUUCCAGGUUGUGAAGCAGGGUGGCCAGUCUCCACAUCAUUGACCAGUGGUCAGAACAUCACCAGCAGAAGAUUCAGUGCUGCUUCUGAUAGUGGAGACACUGGAAUAGGCACUUCAAGUUCAGAUAGCAUUGAAGAGCACUCAAGUGGAAUCUCAUCCUUUAAACCAAUCCGAUCACACAUUGCCAUCCCUACAGCUCAUGUCAUGCCUUCUACCUCCAAUCCCUCGUUAACCAGACCUGGAAAACAAGACAGAUCUACCUGUUCUAAAGGGAAUCUUUCUCAGACGUUGCCUGGGAAGCCUAAAAAUAUUUUUAUAUUGAACCCUUCUUUAGACAUGAAGGACCCCCGACCCAUCAGGAAAUGGUCAUCUCUCUCCAAACUCAGUGGACCAGGAAAUGAAAGUCCUGACGGUGAUGUUUCUGGCAAUGGGAACUUUGUAAGCAGCAUGGUCACUGUAUCAAAUUGUAACGCAAAACUCUGUACAUAUGCGGGCAAUGUAACGGAAAACUGUAUACAUCCCAACACGGAAUAUUUGAAAAGCCAAGACACAAAAAGUUGGAAUACAUCUACCAAAGAGUCCCCCCAGAACCAGUAUCCACUUUCUGAUGGGCAGUACAAAUUUGAGUGUCUUUAUAAUGCUGCAGGUGACUCCUCUUUGUCAGAGUCAACGUCUAGUAAAAAACACUCAGAUUUAGCAUUCAGUGCCUUCUCUGCAACCAAAGCAACCAAAGAUGCCAGGGAGACCUGUGGACCAAGACAUGGUUUUACUUCUUUAGAGCAUCAGCCUGCUUUCGGGACAACAGCACCCACUUCUCUGAGGACGCAGCUGUGGCUUAGCGACCAGAUGCUAGCCUCUACUCUUGGCCUUCGACCUGCAGAAAGAUCUUGUGCUAUCACUGGUUGCCAGCUCAAACAGCGGCAGCAGCAACCGUGGCAAGAAGCUGAUCAGAUGCAGGCAGGUGGUUCCAAGUGUAAGGAGGACUUUAAUUCAAAUGGUUUUAUCAAUUGGGUUGCACGAAUGAAUGAUCAGCUCAGCAGACAUACUGCAAGGCAGCCUAGAAAGAUGCACAAUAAGCCACCAUUACAGGUUUCAAUGGUCUUCCCCACACAAUUAGACCAAGACCCAAGUCAAAAGGAUGCACAGUUACAGAUAAAGGAGAGUUUACUAAGGAAAAAGGACAUAAUUAUUGAAAGCCAGGAGCAGCAAAUCUUCCAACUUCAGCGUAAAAUUCAAGAAAAUGAAUUGCGAGCACAAAGAGCAUUUUUGGAGCAGUGUGAACCAACACUCAUGCUGAAAACACAGCAUCAGCCUUCAUGUGAGAAUAUAAGACACACGCGGUUUACAGAAAUAUCCAAAGUGCUUGACUGGGGGAAAAAAGAUCUCUUGCAAAGGUUGUCUGCGGCUGAACUUGAAAUUCUACAUCUUAAAGAAACUCUCAAGAAAAACACACAAAAAUACAUGGAUGAAACAAAGAAAAUCGAAGAGAAGAUGAAAGCACGAGAGAAAUAUAUCAGCAGUCUGAAAAAGAAGCUGCAAAAGGAAUCAGAGCAAAGCUAUGAGCGACAACAGCGGAUAGAAACCUUGGAGAACUAUCUUGCAGACCUGCCCACCUUGGAUGACUUUCAGAUUCAGAGCCAGCAGCUUACAACCCUGGAAGAAAAGAAUGAACAGUUUCAGAACGCCUUCAAAGAUUUUGAGAAAAAGCUGGGAGAAAAACGAGUCCUUUGCAGAGAAAAGGAGGUACUUCUGGAGAAUCUAAAGAAAAGGGAGAAGGAGUUGGUUGCUACUGUGCAAAGCCUACAGCAGAAAGUAGAGAAGUGCCUGGAAGACGGAGUUCGACUGCCCAUGCUGGACGUGAAGCAGCUCCAGAUUGAGAAUGACUAUCUCAGGGAAAAGUGUGAACAUGCCAGCAAGGUGAUUGACAAUCACGAACAACAACUAGAAAAGUAUAACCUAGAAAAACAGGCUCUCGAGGAAAGGUUGACAGAAGAAAAGUUUGCCUCCCAGAUGUUUAGGAAGGAGCUUGGAGAGACACAAAGAAAUUUGCAGCUGUUGAAGGGCCUCAUGGAAGAUUUUUCUACAAGGAACCAAAGAGUAGCAGAAGCAAACUCUAUUUUGGAAGAACGAUCACCGGAAACUGAGAGGCCCAGGCACCUCUCAGUUGAAGAGACAACAGCCAUCCAAAACCUGCUGAAGGAAAUGUCCAUUUGUCUACAUGAUCUGCGCGCACUGUGUAAUAUUCUCACAGAGCGAGCACAGGGCAAGGAGCCAAACCUCUCACUGUUACUUGGGAUACAAUCUUUGCAAUGUUCAGGCGAUGAAGUUGAGAAUUACCACAGUGAUGAAUUUCUUUCAAAGAAGCUAACUGAUGUCUAUCAAUUAAGGAAAGAUAUUGAUGAAUUAAGGACCAUAAUAUCUGACCGAUAUGCUCAGGAUAUGGGUGACAACUGUAUUACUCAGUGACAAUGUGAUUAUCUUACAGCCCUUUGUUACAGGUCAUAAGCACUUCCAUUAAAGAGCCAUGAAGCAACAUUGCAGCUACUUUUCUGAAAGAAUGAGCCGAGAAGGCAGCUUUGUGGAAAGCUGUGCUGACAUAGAUAUCUCAGUUUUUAACCCCACACCCUAAUUUAAAACUAUUGAAGGUAAAAAAAAAAACAAAUGUAAAUUAAAGCUACGUUAUUUGAUUAAGAAAAUACUGUAUUUGAACCUAGUGCUACAACUAAAUAUGUUUACGCUAGUUGUUAACAUUGUAAGAAUUGAUGAGUUUUUCUCAAGACUCAAGUUUAAACUUAAGGGCAUAAAUGCCAAGCAGGCACAGAACACAACUGAUCAGGAAGCUGUGAUUUAAUCUCCAUUUGUACUGAUUUAACAAUUUGAAAUUUGAAGCUUUACAAUUUAUUAAGAUUGUGAGAACUGAAUAGAGCAUGCGUGCAACUAUUAGACUUGGUUGUGAUGUUCCAUUUUGCUUCAUCUUGGGUGAUUAGUUAUUAAUAUUGAAUGUUUACCUUGCACAUUGAAGAGUACCUAAUUUGCAAGUUACCAGGGAUGUGCAGAUGCUUUCAUACUGUCAUGUCUCUUUCUUGAGAGGCAGACUGAAACACUGGCAAACUUGUUUUGCUUAUGCCCCUGUGACACUUAGGCAAUUAUUUAGGCGACUGCAGGUGACAAGGCUGUCACCACAUGGUUGCCGGGGUGUCGCCUGUAUGGUCGUGAGUAGUCUCCUCAGUCGUCCGAAGAAUCGUAACGUUUUUCUGGUCACCGCUGGAUUUUGAAAUGUUCAACGACCGUGGGCUAGUUGUAGCUUGGCUUCUCCUGACGUAGGUGCUGUCGUUGGUUGUUGCCAGGAUGACGAACGUUGUCGCCGGUGCUGUCUUCGGUGAAUUCCAUUGGCGACUACCUACGUCAAUCGGCGACUGAAUCGUCUUACCUGGACGUCCUAAUGGGUUGCUGGUUGUCGGUGGCUUGACUUCAACUAGGUGAUAGGUUGUUGUAGACAUGGUCGUAAGGGGGUCCAGUCACUGGUUUUUCGGCGACCUGCUACAACUAUGA
Leucoraja erinaceus (little skate) is the source of this 4330-nucleotide messenger RNA. RefSeq names its product centrosomal protein 85, like (gene cep85l). The record is from RefSeq and is a predicted model, not a curated record. Gene Ontology annotation, cellular component: centrosome. NCBI's taxonomy places the organism in Eukaryota, Metazoa, Chordata, Chondrichthyes, Rajiformes, Rajidae. The coding region runs from base 740 to 3244 and encodes 834 amino acids. The transcript has 14 exons.